This is a messenger RNA of Labeo rohita (rohu), 7193 nucleotides long. RefSeq names its product interferon-induced very large GTPase 1. Gene Ontology annotation, molecular function: GTP binding. The transcript has 7 exons. NCBI's taxonomy places the organism in Eukaryota, Metazoa, Chordata, Actinopteri, Cypriniformes, Cyprinidae. Bases 216 to 5966 code for a protein of 1916 amino acids. The record is from RefSeq and is a predicted model, not a curated record.
UAAACACCAGAAUGGUCUAUUCAUUUUGUGCCUACAUGUUGUAUUUGCCAGUCUACAAUGUGUAUUGUUGUUUCAAAGUAAUAUCUUUUUUUUUUAUUAUUAUUUUAGAUUUCAUAGUUUCUACUCUCGAUUAUAUGCAGCAGGUGCAUGCUUGAAUGGAUACCAGUAGCUGUAACAGGCAUGUAGUUGUGGAUCAAGACACAGAUUAACCUGUCAUGGACAGCUUAACAAGAGAUCCAGAUGAUGAGAUUCCUUCAGUGACGCAUCAACAUCCAGAAGACAUUAUGGACAAUCCUCAAGAUAAUGUGAAGCCGAUGAAUAAUGUGACACCAGAAGAGGGGUGUAACCCCAGAUCUGGUGGUCAUGCAAACAUAAGUUUAGCACCCAAACCCUCAGAUUUCAAGAAUUCAUCUCACAGCUACAUGGAUCACAGUGAUCCUGAUUUGACUGUUGCGUUAUUUGGAAGCUCUGAGGCAGUCCAGUUUGGAUGUGACAACAUUCUACUUGGAGAAAGAAAACUUGAAAAUGCAAAAUGUUCUAUGAUCAUUCCUUUAGAGAGGAAGAUAUCAGAACAUUGUGUCUCUGUGAUCAACAUGAUUGGCUCACAGGAGAGUGAUCUUGAACCUCUCGAUCAUUUUGUUGAUCAAGUAGUAAAGGAAAAUGAAAUCCAUGCCUUCAUCUUUGUUGUGCGACUCGGUCAGUUAACAGAUGAAGAUAAAAUGGGUAUUGAAUGGCUACAGAGAUUUUUUGGUGUUCAAGUUCUUUCAUUUGUGAUUACCCUCUUCACGUAUGAGCGAGAGGAAGAGUGUGAUACUAUAACAGAUGACUUGAAGAACAACUCUGUUCUGGAGCAGCUACUGGAGAAAUGUGGAGGACGAUAUCACACCUGCAGCAAGAUCAUGAACAACCAAUCAGAGAUGAGAGAACUAAUAGACAGAAUCAAGCGUCUGUUCACUGACAACAAUCAACAGUGCUACACCGGAGAGAUGUACACAACUUUAAAAGAACCUUUAGGAGACCACCAAAACAGUGAAUAUCAGAGUGGCACAGACAGAGAAGCAAGCUUACACCUAAGGGACACUAAUUCACAGCUUUUUGGGAGCUUGAUCCAAACUGAAACUGAAGGACACAAACAGAAGCUUGCAGCAGAGCAACUUAUUAAAAGGCUUCAACUUGAAAGCGAACACCAGCUCCUGAGAGCUGUUGAUUUCCUUCAGUCAGUUGUACAAUCCCAGUUCCAAGAGCCUUGUGAGUUGGCACAAAUUUUUCUACAAAGAUUGCUGAUGAUGGAUUACAGAGCAAGAGGCCUCGAGGUUAAAGAGAGCAAUAAAAAAUAUCACACACAACAAACAGAUGGUGACUCAUUUGAGGAUGUUGGUGAUGCCUAUGAGGAUAUUUUCCAAGAAACUGCCAAACCAGCUGAUGAAAUGAACAAGUCAGAUUCUGUUCACUUAAUGGAUGUUCAGAUGGCCGUGUUUCAUUGUGCGGAUAGUUUUCUAAAGCAGCUCAUUGUGACUAAGCUCUCACAAUGCCAAUAUGCUCUACCUCUGCUUGUACCCAAUCCAUUCACACAACAGAUUGAGUUCCCACUCUGGACAUUUCGACAAAUUAACAAGAGCUGGAAGACGAAAGAUGAUACAGGAAAAAUCUCUAGCAAAUUUCAGCCAAUGUACGAAGCAGAAACCCCAAUGGUGGCUUUCUUCAGGUUUGGUGCUGCAUCCUUAUCCAAGUCUCAGCUGAUGAACAGCCUGAUUAAUGAGAAACACAACACGUUCUUCCACAGGAACUGCCCAGGCAGCAGCAGAACCAGAGUGAUGAUGGAUGGAUUGGUGGAGAUCGCCUGGUACUGUCCAUCUGGAAAGGAAACAGACAGAUUUAAUCAUUGUGUUGCAUUCUGUAACCUCCAUGGUGAUGCAGGAGACCAUGAAACGCAGCUGGAUAUCCUGACUGAAAUGGCGUCUGUAAAUGUUGCUAUUUUACCACAACUUGACAAGAAUGACAAAAGCAUGACCAAAAUCCAAAACUUCUACAAGGGCUCAAAGCCAUUCAUCUGCCUUCUUACUGAUAAAGAUUCAGCUCUCACAGAAAUGCGGAAAGGGAAAUACAAAAUUGGUUUUAAGGCCAGAAAUCAGUCAGUUGCGUUUGAAGAAAUCAGAAGAGCUAUAAAUAAUUGUCUCUUGUCUACUGAAUCAUGUUCCUUUUUCAGGCUUGAAGACAUGGCUAAAUACUAUAAUAUUAGAGUAGAUGAGGUUCAUGAUGAUGACUGCAGGAAAGGAAAAGAGGCAGCACUGCAGAUGAUUACUUUACUAAAGGAUAAAGAUCUGACUGAAAUCAAAGAAUCAUUCCUGCCUUGUCAAGGACAACUGUGGCAUCAGUGGUGCCAGAAGAAUAAAGAACUUCAUCGACCAACAUUAGGAGAAUUAUAUAAGGGAAGCAACAUUGAAAAGAACAAAAGUUCUAAGCAGUUAGAAAUGCAGAAAAUCCGUGAACAGCAGCAAACGUUUAACCUAAGUCAGUUUGUCAAAAUCUUCAUUCAAAAACUGAAUUCACAAGCAGGAAAUGAGGUGGUAUAUUUUCUGAAAUGGCUUGGUAUCCUACUGGAUGAUUAUACCACUGAAAGUGUCUCAGUCCUUCUUCAUGAGUAUCAUGAAAAGUGGUCAACAGUCCUUAGCCUUAAAAAGAAAUAUGAUAAAUCACAGCAAAUGACUGCUGCACAAGUUAAACUUGAGAGAGUAUCUGAGAAACUACAAUCUGCAACCUUUGGCUUGGAGCACAUACUGAGAGAGAUCGCUCAGAUAUAUGAAUCAUGUUCAUCUGUGAAGAAAAACAAAAAAGACCUCAAGUUUAACUUCUCUUCUUUUCCAAGUCUUGCAGCAAAGAUGAUGAUCUCUGGGUUUCCACUGGAGCUGAUGGAUGGAGAUGCUGCCCAUGUUCCUCUAAUCUGGGUUACUGCUGUUCUUGAUGCACUCAUCCAGAAACUGGGAGACAAGAGAGUCUAUGUGUUGUCAGUUUUAGGGACUCAGAGCUCUGGGAAAUCCACUAUGCUGAACACCAUGUUUGGACUGCAGUUUGCCGUCAGUGCCGGCAGGUGCACCAGAGGAGCUUUCAUGCAGCUGGUCAGAGUGUCAGAGGAGAUGAAAACACAACUGAAGUUUGACUACAUUCUGGUCAUUGAUACUGAGGGACUUUAUGCCCUAGAACUGGUCGGAAGAUCAACAAGAAAUCAUGACAAUGAAAUGGCCACAUUUGUGGUUGGUCUUGGAAAUAUGACAUUGAUCAACAUCUUUGGAGAAAACGCAGCUGAGAUGCAGGACAUUCUUCAGAUUGUUGUUCAGGCCUUUCUGAGGAUGAAGAAGAUCAAACUAAAUACAAGCUGCAUGUUUGUGCAUCAGAAUGUUUCAGAUGUUACAGCUGAAGAGAAAAACAUGGAGGGAAGGAGACGACUGCAGGAGAAACUGGAUGAGAUGACGAAACUCGCUGCUAAAGAGGAAGACUGUGAUACAGAGUUUUUCAGUGACGUCAUUGCAUUUGACGUUCAGAAUGAUGUGAAGUAUUUUCCACAGCUGUGGGAAGGCAGCCCACCAAUGGCACCACCAAACCCAGACUACAGCACAAAUAUUCAGGAGCUAAAGGACACCAUUCUCUCAAAAGCUUCAAACUCCAACGGCAUUACACUGUCUCAGUUCAGAAUGCGUAUUAAUGAUCUGUGGAAUGCAUUGCUGAAUGAAAACUUUGUGUUCAGCUUCAAAAACACACUUGAGAUUGCAGUGUACAGAAAACUGGAAACUAUGUACAGUGACUGGACGUGGAGCCUCAGAAGUGCCAUGAUCGGCAUUGAAGACAAAUUCUACAACAGAAUUGCUAAUGGAAACAUUAAGGUUCAGGAAAAUGACUUGUUGGCUCACAUGAGAGAGACGAAAGAUCAAGUUGAAAAAUCAAUGAUGUCUUACUUUAAGGUGCAGAGAGAUAAAGAAAUUCUGUGUCAGUGGCGAGGUAGAUUUGAAACCAGAAUCAAAGAUCUUCAUGAUGACCUUGUAAAGGGAAUGAAACGUAGGUUGGAUGAAGCAAUUGAACAGAAAAAAGCCAGGGAGGAGCUGGAUAGAAAAAGGACAGAGUAUGAAAAUAAACUUUUCAUUCGGAGCAAGGAACUAGCUUUGAGUCUGAGAAAUAUAGGAACAGAUGAACUUAUGCUGAAGCAGGAGUUUGACACAAUGUGGAGCAAAUGGGUCACUGAAAUGACCGAAGAUACUCCUCCACUGGAAGACUUGAACUUUUGGGAGGACGUGAUGCAGAUCUUAUCUGAAAACCAUGAACUGACUUUUGUACAUGAGCGAUUAAAUCAGAAAGAUUAUGAACUGAUAGACCGCCGGAGUGAUUAUUGCGACUAUAUUAUGCUAAAGAAGGAUCCAGAAUAUUCUGAUGACACUGCAUCUUCAGAGGAAGCUGGUAAGAGCUCUUGGAAAAGCAAGACAAUGACACUUAAGUAUACUGUAAUGUAUCCUGCUCAAACGUCGAUGUCAGGGAUGGAAUAUUUUAAAGGGGAUCAAAAGCAACCAGACAACAAGGGCCUUAAUGCUGAAUGUCAGUCUUUAAUAAGGGAUCUAAUUCAUAAAAUUAUUCAGGAAACUGAGAAAAUAACAAAGAAUUCACCAGUUGGAAGACGGGGCUACAAUGAUAGUUACAUUCAAGAGAUAACAGACUGUGUUAAAAAGUCUUUACAGCAACAUCAAUCAGAAAGUCAAAUGUACAUAUUAAAAAAGGAGUUUACCAUAGAUCUCAGUCUUCAUGUGUGUGACAUUGCAAGACAGGAGUUUACUGAUCUCCACAAAGAAUUUAGAGAAGCAAAUGACCCGAGACUUUAUCUUGAGAAGCAAAAAACUCAGUAUUGCAAUGUCUUCAUGAAUUUCUACAGAGGAGCGACAGCAACCAUACAGAGUGAAUUCAUCUGCAGCAAUCUUGAACCAUCCAUCCUACAAGCAGUUUACAAUGAAACUGCUAUUAGUUUGGCAGCACAGAUGAGGUCAGACAUAGAAGCAUUAUGUGAGAACAGACAAAAUCUGGAGAAACACAUUCUGAAAUUCCUUGCAGAAAGGGAGGACUUCAAGCAUUACAUGAAAUAUAUUCAUAAUCCCAGAGCAUACUUUAAACUUUUCAUAAAAAAUGAAGUGAAAAGAUACUUCACCAAACAAAACCAAAAAAUUGUAAACAUUUUCAAGGAAAAUCUAAAACAAAAAGUGCAGAUUGUUAGUAAUGCAAUGAAAGCAGCUACAGUGGAGGUCAAGAGUAAGAGAGGAGAUGGCAACAUGUGGUUCAGAUGCUUUACCACAACACUAACAGAUGAGUUGAAAUUCACAGGGAACUCAUGUGUGGAUCUCAGUGAAAUUAAAGAUUUGGAUUUUCUUGAAAAGCUUUUACGUGACAGUCUGAAGGAGAAGAUGAUAAACCUUCAAAACAGUUUUAAAAGCAUUAAUGACAUAAAAAUGGAAAAUUGCAGAAAGGGACCAGAUGAGAUUUUGAUUGAGCACUUCUGUCAGUGCUGUUGGGUUCAGUGUCCUUUCUGUAAAGCCAUCUGCACCAACACAAUGGAAGAUCAUCCUGGAGAUCACAGUGUUCCUUUCCACCGCAAUAUUGGUCUGAAUGGGUGGUCUUACAGAAGAACAACAAACUUGGCUGUUGAAAUCUGCACAACAGCAGUCGUGAGUGAUCGAUAUUUUUAUCCAAAUUCCAGAGAUGAUGCAGUCCCCUGGAAAGAAUACAGAAAAGGAGGUUGGAAUUAUGCUAAUUGGAGCAUCACCCCUGACUUCUGUGAUCUGCUCUACUGGAAAUGGUUUGUGUGCAGAUUUCAGAAAGAUCUAGAAUGGUACUACAAUAAAACAUUCCAGGGAGAUGGUGAGAUUCCAGAUGAAUGGAAAAUGUACACAAAAGAGGAAGCUCUAGAGAGUUUGGAAAAAUACAUAGAAAAGUAAACAAAUUAAACUCUUUCAGGUCCCUAUGGACCCUUUUCACUUUCUCUUCAUAUUUAUAUAUAUAUGUGUGUGUGUGUGUGUUUAGAGGGAGAGAAAUAUAUAUACAGAGGGGGAGAGGGGGAGAGAGAGAAAGAGAGAGAGAUUGAUAAAAGUUCCCUCAGCCGCUGUAUUAGAAAUGCUUGUGCAGCAGUGUCCAUUCGUUUUUUGUAAUUUAAUGCUGUAAUUUAAUUACAGGUGAAAUUCUGAUAUCUGGUUCCACACAGUAAUAUUGAACUUAUUUUUUCCUCCCACAAGUUUAUAUGAACAACAACAGUGUUUUUGCUGAGACGUAACACCGCUAAGCAUUUUUAUUUACAUGCAAUGAUCAUUACUAACAAAGUAACAAUGUAACUGGGCCAUAAUGCCACAGUGGGAAAUGUUUAAUGAUUUACUAUCAAUAAUUGACCCUUUUUAAGUUUAAAUACUUAUAAACUUAAAACAAAGCAGACUUUUAAUUUUUUUGUUCUACUUCCUCUAUCCUUUUGUCAGAAUGCUUACUAGCCUUCCUUGUCCAGCCAGAGCACUUUACAUUCUGCAUGGUAGUAGACCCAGUGUGUUUUUAAAUAAUUCUGGACCUCGUGACCAUUCACAUCCAGCACAUAAGCAAAACCAAAACUGAUUUAGCCAUUUUAACAAUAUCAUCCUUGCUUACAGAGGACAGUUCAUUCCACUUGGCCAUUUUCACUAAAGCCUAUAAAAUAACAUCUAAUAAUAUAGCUAAUACCUGCAACAUAGUGAUUUAUUUAAUUAUAGGAUGGGAGUAAUGACAGCAACCUCAUGACCACUUGGCCAAAGAUUGACACUCGCAUAAUUUGGCAUAUUUCAGUGCAUCAUGACAAAUUAUACAACUGAAACAUGAAACACAUACAUUAGAUUUACACUCAGGCACAACUUCACAACAUACAAAUAUUCAUUGUCUCCUGAAUUCCUUGUCGUUUAAAGUGCUCUACAGAUCAUACAUACCCUAUAUAUUUUCAAUAUGUUGUUUUUUUUUCAAACUGAAAUUUUGCCCAAUUUGUUUACAAUUUUGUCAGUGUGUAUUGCCUUAUAAAGAAACUGUAUGUGUUAGCUUGGGAACUACAAAAUCAGUUGAUUAGUUUCAAUUAACUGAAUGGUUAAAAUUGGAACUAACCAGGUUAAUUGCAAUUUUAAUAUAUACUAUAUAUACAAUAUACUACUCCCCAACAA